CUCCUCAACAAGAAAACCCUCCUGAAACGAAGCCCAACUUGAGUUUAAGAAAUUAUCUCUGAACUGAAGCAAGGAAGAUGAAAUCUGCACACCUGGUCAUUGCAGCUCUACUUUUUGCAGCCCUGUGCUCACAGACUCUCUGCAACAAUUCAAACCCACCUUCUAUAUGCUGCUUCAGAUUUCAAAAAGUACCGAUUCCCAUCAGCUUAUUAGCAAGUUAUAAGGAAACCAGUGAUCAAUGUCCUAAGUCUGGUGUUGUAUUUGUCACCAGAAGAGGUAUUCAUGUUUGCGCCAAUCCUGAAGUUAAGUGGGUUAAGAAUCAAAUGAGUCACCUUGAUGAAAUCCUUGCAACUUUUCCUGAUGACACCAAAGCCUAAGUCACCAAUUCUGGGGAUUUUGCAGUGUAGCUCAUCACUCAUACUUGUAAUAGGCCCUGACUGAAACUUUUUUCACAUCUUUCUCACGUUUUACAUUGUUCUGUAUCCCACAUUAUGAUUAGCAUGUACAAUUUUAAGACACAGAUUAAUAUACUUUUCAUUGUGCCUCAUUGGCUAUAUUUAUAAUGACUUUUGGCACCCAGAAUGUAAAGUUCUUUUUUCUAGAUUUGUGAUGUCAUCAUACGGUUAUCAUACUAUACUUUUCUAGAUGUUGGAAAUGCACGUUCCAAGUGUGGAAUGCCUGGAGAGGGUAGGCCAUUGCCUGUUUGGUCUGAUUAACAUCAUUCCAUGUGUCAAAAUGGGUCAAAUUCAAGGGCGCAUUGCAGAAUUGUCUAUUGUUUCCCAGGGUCAAGGGAAACAAUAGAAACAAUAGUGCAACAAUCAUAGCGUGCUACCUCUAUUUUAGUUGUAAAUGUAGCCAUUCCUAGGGUAAUAGGGUCCCUAUUUUAAAUUAUUCCCAGUCACUUAGCUCUGUUUUGUCCAAUUCACAACUGACAACAUACAGUAUUUAUAUAUGUGUUAUUUAUUGUUCAUGUUUGUACUAUUUUAUAUGUUAAUAUUAAAUAUAACAAAGACAUUAUAAUAUGUAUG
Acipenser ruthenus (sterlet) is the source of this 1028-nucleotide messenger RNA. Its product is annotated as C-C motif chemokine 4 homolog. Gene Ontology annotation, cellular component: extracellular region. The coding region runs from base 78 to 377 and encodes 99 amino acids. Gene Ontology annotation, molecular function: chemokine activity; CCR chemokine receptor binding. The transcript has 3 exons. Lineage: Eukaryota; Metazoa; Chordata; Actinopteri; Acipenseriformes; Acipenseridae. The record is from RefSeq and is a predicted model, not a curated record. Gene Ontology annotation, biological process: G protein-coupled receptor signaling pathway; immune response; cellular response to type II interferon.